Etheostoma spectabile (orangethroat darter) is the source of this 987-nucleotide messenger RNA. It is a transcript of the gene sat2b, whose product is annotated as spermidine/spermine N1-acetyltransferase family member 2b. The transcript has 6 exons. The record is from RefSeq and is a predicted model, not a curated record. The coding region runs from base 251 to 772 and encodes 173 amino acids. NCBI's taxonomy places the organism in Eukaryota, Metazoa, Chordata, Actinopteri, Perciformes, Percidae. Gene Ontology annotation, molecular function: N-acetyltransferase activity.
UUUGCGUUUCCUAGGAAGGCGAAGGCAUGACCCGCCCUACUCUGCCUUUGAUUGGCUAUUACUGGUUACCUUCGUUUGUUGGAUUGAGGAAUGAGAUUGGGUAGGGAAAGAAUACCAGGGAAACCAAUCAGAGGCAGAUUAGCGCGGGUUAUGCCUUCGCUAUCCUAGGAAUCGCAAAAUCGCUAUUACAGUCAUUUGAUUUCUCUCUGAGGAAAAAGACAGUAGUUUGACUGUGGUACACUAAACAAAAAUGGACUUUAAAGUACGGGCUGCAUUAAAAGAAGACUGCAAAGAAAUAUCGAGAAUGAUAUUGGAGUUGGCGGUUUAUGAAAACAUGCCCGACCAAGUGAAGAUAUCUCAUAAAGAACUGGAGCGGGACGGUUUCUGCCAAAAUCCCUUCUUUGAAUGCCUCGUUGCAGAAGUGCCUGAGGAGCAUAAAUCUAAAGAAGGAUUCACAAUUGUCGGAUAUGCCCUUUACUUUUAUACCUACAGUACAUGGAAGGGGCGGUCAGUAUAUUUGGAGGACCUGUACGUGAUGCCAGAAUUCCGAGGAAGGGGCAUUGGUAAGGGUUUGCUGAGCAAAGUCGCUGAGGUGGGGAAGAAGAAGCAGUGUGUGCGGUUGCAACUGUCUGUGUUGGACUGGAAUACUCCCACUCGAGACUUCUACGCUGCUAAAGGAGCUCUGGACCUAACCGCCAGCGAAGGAUGGCACUUUAUACGCUUUGACGGACCAAACCUGGACAAUUUAGCAAAUGAGGCUCCUAAAGAUUAAAAGUCUGGCAACGAAAAUGUGUCUCGCUGUGAAAGAUGAGGCUGUUAAACAUUAACCUUUUUGUAAGACGGUGCCAAAAUAAGCUUCAUUUAGCUGGUUCCUCACUACCUUGUCUUCUGUUGAACAAAAUCAUGUUUAAUAUCACAAGGACCUGCAUACACUUUAUAAAUGUAACUUUAUCUACUUUUAUUUCAUUAAAGUACCUUUGACCUUAA